AUGGGAAAGAAGGGCCUCGGUGACUUCGUUGACCGGGGCCUUCAUAGGGCCCUUGCUGAAGACUCGGAUGCGCGCAUGCGAGAGGCCAUUCUCCAGGAGGUCUAUUCCAUGAGCCCCUUGCAGUUGGUGCGCGACGCCCGCGACAACUUUGAUAAGGUCGCGGAAAUCUACCGUCUUCGAGGCUUCCGGGGCUGUGACGAGGCUGAGCUAACUCAUGUGGAGCCCAGCUCAUGGGCUCUGUCCUGGAUCGAUUGGGGGCCGAACAGCUGGCACUCAGCGUCCUUCUGCGUGGAGACCUCAUCCGGGCCCUGGCGGGUCAUCGUUACGAAGAAGGGCAAAGUCAGCGGUGUCUUUCCUGUUGUGGAUCCAGAUAGUGCAGCAGGUGCCGCGCAGGGAAAGUCUAGCCGAGAGGAUGCCUCGGCUGCCCACGCGACCAAGGCUGCCAAGGCUGCUCGCAACGUAGAGAGGACGAGGCUUCUGGAUCUGGGCCGUGCCAUGCAGGAUGCUACCGUUCAGGUGGAGGCAUUCCUGGCUUCAGGGUGCCGGUCCCGGAAGGACGCGGUCUCGGAGGCGUGCCGUUGGCUGCAGGAGCUUUGUUGGGAGGACCUUCCAGAUUUGAACAGAGACCUGGAGUGGGACUCCUCCGAAAGCUGGGGGUCCUGGGCCAAACGGGCUUGUGCGUCACUUCGCACCCGUUGCGGCAUUCAGGAGCUGGUGCUGCCAGUAGAGAAGGUAGGCUUCACCCACGACUCAAUCUCCACUGCUUUCAGACAGGGCACCGCUGCCGGAAGGGAUGUGGAAUGCCUGGUAGAAGAUCUCCGAUGGGGGAGGGCAAACCCUCUGGAGCACCAGGACCUUGUCAUCGAUGCUGUGUGCCACAAGGGCCGCAUCCUGUCGCUGAACAACCGGCGCUUAUGGGCGUUGAAGCAGCACAAGACACUGCAUGCUAAGUCGGAUGUGCGCGUUCGCGUGCAGGUCUUGCCCUGGAACGACUCUACCGUGGCACGCUUUCUGCAGGCCUUUACGUCCCAAAGCGAAGGCAACAGCAUCGCCUGCCGCACACCCUUGGAGGGUGCGCCCCCAGAUGCUGUGGUGGCCACGACGCUGGGCCGCGCGGUCAUGGCAACGCCGGCCUCCGCACGGGCAGAGCGCAAAAGAGCCGAAGCAAAGACCUUGCCGGGUCAAACUGCACAAGGAGCGGCGUUUCCGGUGGAUCCGCUAUCUGGUGCACCAGGCGCCUCACCGGGCUUGCGGCUGGGUGGAGAGGUCUUCCCAAGCUGGCGCGAGGCCAAGGAACGUGUGCAGGCGAUUCUUCGGGCCAACAGCGGCGGCCGGCCGCUGCCGGAAGCAGAGUAUCUCAUCGUGAUGGAUGCUUUGCAGUUCCAUCCGGAUCCGCAAGCAAAGCGCCUCAAAGAAGUAACAAGGAUCACUGUGGGCUCCUCGGAGAAGUUUGCCAAGACCCCAUGCUUCUGGAUCUGGCGAGAGGAUGGCUCCGGUGAAGACAUUUCUGUAAAAAAGUGCUGGGACAAGCUGGACCUCAUAGAGAAGUCUGUCACGAAGAAAGACCGGCAACGCGAGGUGCUAGCUGGGGGGCAGUGUUUUGUAGGCGUCCUGGACAGUUGGAUCACGGGCCAAGGCAAAAAUUUCGGCUGGCUCCGAUUGGAGUGUGAGCAGAAAGCACAAGUCCCAACUGGCGCGGCUGGUCAGAAGUUGAACCUGGAAUGGUCUGAUGUGGCUGCUCAUAGCCAAGCUCAUGUGAAUGCCAACCGUUCAGCAAAAGAACAACCACUCUUCCGAAAAGGCCAGCGAUUUUCCUGUGUCCUUUAUCGCUGGCAUGAAAAUGGCAAGCUUGGGUGCAUGAGAGCGGAGAUGGUGCAGCCUUAUCUGCAGUAA
Molecule: messenger RNA, 1893 nt
Organism: Symbiodinium natans
Lineage: Eukaryota; Dinophyceae; Suessiales; Symbiodiniaceae
Source: the annotation of a GenBank genome assembly